AUGGAUUUCUUCGUGGCGCUGCGGAAGUUUUUCGGUUCUCCAAGGUGCUGCUUCGCUAUCGCCGCCCUGUGCCUGGUGUUUUUUGUCGUUCCCUAUUCCAGAGAAGCUCUAGUAGUUCCGUUGCGCGUGAAGCUAUCAAACCCUACAGAACAACCCGUUGAUCCGUUCCCGAGCGCUUACGCCACUCAAUCUCGAAUUUCGGCCCAAUUAAUCAAUGACCCCUAUCCACACUAUGAUAGUGCGGAAUGGAAAUCGACGUCGAAAGGAUCGUACCAGCCGUGUAUUGGGCCCCAAGGACGACUCCUGAGCCGCAAAGAUGAAGAUAUGAUGAUGAGCGGGUUUCGCUGGAAUACUUCAGAUUUCCCAACUCCCACUUUUGGAUCGUAUGAGUCGUGGAAUUUGAACAACAGUCUCUGCGCCGAUCGCUACUCCCGAUAUGGUGCAUAUGGUUUCCUCGAGGGCAAGACCACCCGCCACAAUUGGAAUGGUACAUUCGGUUCCGACGAGGCCGCCGAAAUAAACUGGGAGCAGGUGGACUGGGCCAAUUUGCAAAAUGAGUGUCUGCAGCGCAAUAGUAUUCGCUAUCGCACGCAACCAUCCGAAGAGAAGAUAAUCGCUCUUUACAAAUCAUUGGAUUCGGAUGUGCAGCCUCGCGAGCCCCUGAAUGAAACAGACAAGACCGUCCCCCGGACAGCCGUUAUAUUGCGCUCUUGGAUCGGCAUGAAAUACACCGAGAAUGACUUGUAUCACAUUCGAUCUAUGCUGAUGGAGUUGUCACUCUACUCAGGUGCAGAAUAUGAGCUUAUUCUCCUGAUCGACUGCCAGGGCGAGAAAUUGCCCGAAGAGACCGAUUAUGCCGCCUGGAAGGCAUUCAAGGCAAAACAUUUGCCGCAGGAACUGUGCAGCCUGGCGGUAUGGUUUAACGAGGAAAUGUUGAAUGACUGGUAUCCUGGGAUUGAUGUUCAUGUAGCUAUACUGCAGUAUUUCCAGCCCACACAGAUCUUCUCACGACUACACCCUCAGUAUGACUACGUGUGGCAGUUCGAGAUGGACUCGCGGUAUAUCGGCCAUAUGUACGACCUUUUGCACAAGGCAACAGAGUUUGCGAAACAGCAGCCACGCAAGUAUCUGUGGGAGCGCAACUCUCACUUCUAUAUCCCUGCUGUUCAUGGCACCUGGGAAGAGUUUGUGAAGAAGGUGGAUCAGGAAAUGCCUGGCCAUGACAACAGCAGUGUUUGGGGCCCUCAUCCCGCGGAAGGAAUCGACAUCGAAGGGCAAGCUAUUAUCCCCCCUGUGCCACAUCCAAAAGAUGAGCCAGGGAGCUGGGGUGUAGGUGAAGAAGCCGAUCUGAUCACCUGGCUGCCUCAUUUCAACCCAGUUGGUACGGACUGGCCUUUCCGUGACCGUGUCUUCAAUUUCCCUCAAGACCAAGAGACCCCACGCUGGGCAGCUGUUGUAGCAAUGUCUCGCAUCUCGGCACGACUUCUCGGCAUGUUGCAUAAGGAUAAGGUGAAGUCCGGGGUUGGUCUCGCGUCCGAGAUGUCUCCUAUAUCCUGGGCUCUGUACUAUGGCUUGAAAGCGGUCCAAAUUCCUCAACCGAUUUACCAUGAUGCCAAAUGGGAUCCUGAGGAGUUGAACCGUCAUGUCAACCCGGGCGAACCUGGCAAGGUCAACGCUGGGUUCGACAGCAUCUGGAGCUGGGGUCAGCACGAUAAUAUUAUACACAAUACGACGUUUAUGUUCAACUCCGAAUUUUCGGAGAAGCUAUACAGAGCCUGGUUGGGCUAUGACGGUGCCAAAGAGUGGGAGAAGAACAACCCUCGACUCUGCCUUCCUCCUAUCUUUCUACAUCCAGUCAAAAACCUCGAGUCUGUGAAGACAAAGGGUAGUUGA
Molecule: messenger RNA, 1893 nt
Organism: Penicillium psychrosexuale
Lineage: Eukaryota; Fungi; Ascomycota; Eurotiomycetes; Eurotiales; Aspergillaceae
Product: DUF3405 domain-containing protein
Exons: 5
Coding region: 1-1893 (630 amino acids)
Source: RefSeq, a predicted model, not a curated record